This is a messenger RNA of Colletotrichum spaethianum, 300 nucleotides long. RefSeq lists its product as uncharacterized. Lineage: Eukaryota; Fungi; Ascomycota; Sordariomycetes; Glomerellales; Glomerellaceae. The coding region runs from base 1 to 300 and encodes 99 amino acids. The transcript is spliced from 2 exons. The record is from RefSeq and is a predicted model, not a curated record.
AUGCACUCACUUGUCGUUGCGGCCCCGCUUCUUGCGGUCGACGGAGCUGAACCCGGCGACGACGAGGUUGACGGUGACAGCAGCCUCCUUGGUCUGACCGCCCGCACCUCCGCGGCGCUGGGGCUCGGCCGGUCCCGUCACGACGCACAUGACCUUGGUGUGUCCCAUCUCGAGGUAGCUGGAGCCGUCGGCGGCUUCCUGUGUCCGGAUCUGGGCGUGCAGCCGUCGGAGCUCGUUCCAUCGGCGGCCAUCAACGCGCAGCAGCGCCAUGGAGGUCGUCAGCGGUCAGUCGCCGUGUAG